Molecule: messenger RNA, 1224 nt
Organism: Cantharellus anzutake
Lineage: Eukaryota; Fungi; Basidiomycota; Agaricomycetes; Cantharellales; Hydnaceae
Exons: 5
Coding region: 1-1224 (407 amino acids)
Source: RefSeq, a predicted model, not a curated record
AUGAGUACUCUCCUCCUUGCCGCCCUCGUGGGGGUGGCGUUCUGUCAGACUCAAGAGGCAUUCCAAGUGCCUCUGGUUCAUCCCGAACAACACCCGGAGUAUGAUCCCUGUCGCACUGGUGCUGCUUUAUAUACGCGCACUGUAACUGGUGUCACCUACAUCGAUAGUUACCACUCGACUAAACCUUUCAAUGCCCCAACUGCUUUUCCUGGGGCAACACCAAUCACGAGUUCUACUGUCCGUCCAGGAGCGACUUAUGUUCAGUGGAGAACCGUUCGGCCUACUCCCUUCUUUGUUCCUUGCGUGGAUCGAAAUGGCGGUUACUGGACUGUUCAAUACGAAAGGCGCAAGAUUUGUGAAGUGACGUCUUUCAAUCCUUUCUUGCUGUACGUUCCACCAGGAGGCACCAAGCCGCCACCCGCAGUUCAACCUCCUCAUGUUGCUAUAUGCGUCGAUAAGCCGCUCCCACCCCCACAGGGACCACCGGAACCAUUGGUACCCUGGGAUCCAGUGCCAGUCACUACAACCACGCCAGUCACAACCACGCCAGUCACAACUACAACGCCAAUCACAACCACGCCGGCCACAAAUACAACCAUGCCAGUCACAACCACACCGAUCACAGUCACAACUACGCCAGUCACAACCACACCAAUCACAGUCACAACUACGCCAGUCACAACCACACCAGUCACAACCACAACCACGCCAGUUACAACUACAGCCAAGCUCCCGCCUUGCGACCCAUCGGAAUGUCCCCCAUGCCCGCCCGUCCAAACCGUUUACAUUCGCGUCCAGGAUGGUGCAGGUAGCGGUUCCCCCGAGAUACUUCAUACUUGCAGAGCUACUCAAGUGAUCAAGGAUUGGACGCAGGAUGAUUUCUAUUACUCCAACGCUCGUGGCGUUGACCCCAACUCUUUGAGAUGGACCAGGCAAUAUACCCCAGUCCUGCUGACUGUCGUCGAUAUCGGCCCAGACGCAGAUCAAUUCGAAAUCAAAGCUGCUGGGAAACUCAUUGGAAUGACAGCGCGGUUUAAUCCGUCCAGGGACAUCGGCGACUGUAAUGGGAAGGAGGACGCUUGCGUCGCCGCGAGUGCACGUUCUGGAUUGUUCAUUAUCCCCGCAGGCGUUUCGAUCGCCAAGUUGCAAACCGUAUCACCACCCCCAGCGAGUGGCGCCACUUUUACGGGAUACAAGUACAAGGUCGAGAAAUGGGAGUGCUGA